AUGUCCACAAUUCCUGAACUCUACAAUGAAAAGUGCCAUUGUGCUGGAUGUAGUCAGAACAAUCUCGGCUAUAGUUUUGUUGCCAGAAGAACUGCUCAACAUCAUAACAAAAGGGCAAGACUAAAUGCCAUAAGAUGUGAAAGGGACAUGUCUACCCAAAGAAAUAUGAUAGAGGUUGAUAAUGAAGCUAUCUUAACCCAUCAACCCAGAGCCCUGGAAGAAUUGUACACUCAGACAAACUCACCUGUUUGGGAAGGAGCUUCAAUGUCUGACACUGAAGACGUUUCUGUUACUAAUGAUGCAAUCAGCAAUAGCGACAAUGAUGACAGUGGAAGGAACAGCAAUGAAAUCAGUGAAGACGAAAGCGAAGACGAUGUUGUUGAGCUCAACAACAAUGAAUUGAAUAGUGAAGACUCUUUUGCCACCCCCGAUAUGCUCCAGAACCCAGUGCACAGGUUCAUUGCUACUUUUGUGGUGAUGUUUGCUUCCCACUAUGUGGUUGACAAGGGCGCUGUUGUCUUGAUCGAGUUCAUCAACAAGCUCUUGACAAUUUACAAGCAGGAUUUCCAACUGCCCUUGAGCCUUCCUGGUCUUCAGCGCAUGACAGGUUUCUCAGCCAUGACCAAAGGCAUAAAGAAAUUUGUUGUGUGUCAGGAUUGUCACAAGGUGUACAAAGAAAGUGCAUCUGUCCCAUCUCAUUGCGAUUUUGUAAAGCUUGGUGCACACUCGUCUUGCAACUGCCAAUUGACAAAAACAUCAGCAUUGGGUGCUUUGGUGGCCAAGCGUUCAUACUUGUACCAGUCUGUUGUUAAUGCUUUACAAAUGUUUUUUCUUCAUUCAGGAUUCGAGGAUAAAAUUAGACAUUGGAAUCACGAGUUGAAGAUGGUGGACACGAUGUGUGACAUAUACAAUGGUGCCAUGUGGAAAGAGCUCAAAGACAAAGAUGGCGUGCAAUUCACAAAGGAUUCGCGUUCAUUAAUGUUGACUCUCAACAUCAACUGGUUUCAACCUUUUGAUAACGUCACGCACUCGAUGGGUGCCAUAUACACUGGAAAAAUAGGCCAUGUCGCAGAGUCAAUAGUUGUAGGGAACUUAAACCAAAUGAUAUCUUUUGAGUGA
This is a messenger RNA of Phycomyces blakesleeanus NRRL 1555(-), 1119 nucleotides long. RefSeq lists its product as hypothetical. The coding region runs from base 1 to 1119 and encodes 372 amino acids. NCBI's taxonomy places the organism in Eukaryota, Fungi, Mucoromycota, Mucoromycetes, Mucorales, Phycomycetaceae. The record is from RefSeq and is a predicted model, not a curated record. The transcript has 5 exons.